GCGUGCUGCGGGGCGAGUUGGGGGUCCGGCCUGCGCUUCGGCUGAGACACUGGCUGCUCGCCGCUGGUGGAUGGUAAUUGCCUGCCUCGCGCGAGGAAGGUAGUGUGGUGUGAAUAAUGGCUUCUCUGUUAAAAGUGAAAAUGAAACAGUUGCCUGCGGCAACAGUUCGACUCCUUUCAAGUUCUCAGAUUAUCACUUCAGUGGUCAGUGUUGUAAAAGAGCUCAUUGAAAACUCCUUGGAUGCUGGCGCCACAAGCAUAGAUGUUAAACUGGAGAACUAUGGAUUUGAUAAAAUUGAGGUUCGAGAUAACGGGGAGGGUAUCAAGGCUGCUGAUGCACCUGUGAUGGCAAUGAAGUACUAUACCUCAAAAAUAAAUAGUCAUGAAGAUCUUGAAAAUUUAACAACUUAUGGUUUUCGUGGAGAAGCCUUGGGGUCAAUUUGUUGUGUAGCUGAGGUUUUAAUUACAACAAGGACGGCUGCUGAUAAUUUUAGCACCCAGUAUGUUUUAGAUGGCAGUGGCCACAUACUUUCUCAGAAACCUUCACAUCUUGGUCAAGGUACAACCGUAACUGCUUUAAGAUUAUUUAAGAAUCUACCUGUAAGAAAGCAGUUUUACUCAACUGCUAAAAAAUGUAAAGAUGAAAUAAAAAAGAUCCAAGAUCUCCUCAUGAGCUAUGGUAUCCUUAAACCUGACUUAAGGAUUGUUUUUGUACAUAACAAGGCAGUUAUUUGGCAGAAAACCAGAGUAUCAGGUCACAAGAUGGCUCUCAUGUCGGUUCUGGGGACUGCUGUUAUGAACAAUAUGAAAUCCUUUGAGUACCACUCUGAAGACUCUCAGAUUUAUCUCAGUGGAUUUCUUCCAAAGUGUGAUGCAGACCACUCUUUCACCAGUCUUUCAACCCCAGAAAGAAGUUUCAUCUUCAUAAACAGUCGACCAGUACAUCAAAAAGAUAUCUUAAAGUUAAUCCGACAUCAUUACAAUCUGAAAUGCCUAAAGGAAUCUACUCGUUUGUAUCCUAUUUUCUUUCUGAAAAUUGAUGUUCCUACAGCUGAUGUUGAUGUAAAUAUAACACCAGAUAAAAGUCAAGUAUUAUUACAGAAUAAGGAAUCUGUUUUAAUUGCUCUUGAAAAUCUGAUGACGACUUGUUAUGGACCACUACCUAGUACAAAUUCUUGUGAAAAUAACAAAACAGAUGUUUCCGCAGCUGACAUCGUUCUUAGUAAAACAGCAGAAACAGAUAUGCUUUUCACUAAAAUGGAAUCAUCUGGAAAGAAUUAUCCAAAUGUUGAUACUUCAGUCAUUGUUUUCCAAAAUGAUGUGCAUAAUGAUGAAUCUGUAAAAAACACUGAUGAUUGUUUAAAUCACCAGAUAAGUGUUGGUGACUUUGGUUAUGGUCAUUGUAGUAGUGAAAAUUCUGACAUUGAUAAAAACACUGAGAAUGCUUUUCAAGACAUUGCAAUGAGUAAUUUAUCAUGGGAGAACACUCAGAUGGAAUAUAGUAAAACUUGUUUUGUAGAUUCCAUUAAGCACAUCCAGUCAAAAAAUGGCAAUAAAGACCAUAUAGAUGAGAGUGGGGAAAAUGAGGAAGAAGCAGUCCUUGAAAACUCUUCAGAAAUUUCUGCAGAUGAUUGGAGCAGGGGACAUAUACUUAAAAAUUCAGUGGGAGAGAAUAUUGAACCUGUGAAAAUUUUAGUGCCACAAAAAAGUUUACCAUGUAAAGAAAGUAAUAAUAAUCAUCCAAGCCCUGAACAAAAGAAUCUCAAUGAAGGUCCAUGUAACAAAAAAUCAAAUGUAAUACAUAAUAAAUCUGGACAAGUUACAGCUUAUGAUUUACUUAGCAAUCGAGCAAUCAAGAAACCCAUGUCAGCAAGUGCUCUUUUUGUUCAAGAUCGUCGUGCUCAGUUUCUCAUAGAAAAUCCUAAGACUAGUUUAGAGGAUGCAACAGUACAAAUUGAAGAACUGUGGAAGACACUGAGUGAAGAGGAAAAACUGAAAUAUGAAGAGAAGGCUACUAAAGACUUGGAACGAUACAAUAGUCAAAUGAAGAGAGCCAUUGAACGGGAGUCACAAAUAUCAUUAAAAGAUGGCAGAAAAAAGAUAAAACCCACCAGCACAUGGAAUUUGGCCCAGAAGCACAAGUUGAAAACCUCAUUAUCUAAUCAACCAAAACUUGAUGAACUCUUUCAGUCCCAAAUUGAAAAAAGGAGUCAAAAUAUUAAAAUGGUACAGAUCCCCUUUUCUAUGAAAAACUUAAAAAUAAAUUUUGAGAAACAAAACCAAGUUGACUUAGAAGAGAAGGAUGAACCUUGCUUGAUCCACAAUCUCAGGUUUCCUGAUGCAUGGCUAAUGACAUCCAAAACAGAGGUAAUUUUAUUAAAUCCAUAUAGAGUAGAAGAAGCCCUGCUAUUUAAAAGACUUCUUGAGAAUCAUAAACUUCCUGCUGAGCCACUGGAAAACCCAAUUAUGUUAACAGAGAGUCGAACACAGGUAGAAGAGAAUCAUGACGAAAAUAAUAAAAACCUGAAAUUUAAAAAGAUAAGAAUUUGUUCACUAGGAUACAUCAUUAGAUAACUGUUUCAGAACUUCCAAGAAUAAAGCAGAAAUCAUUUAUAAAAUGUGUUAAAAGUCUUGUUAAAGAUACUGCGGUCUUGGAGGAGAAAAAAAUAAGGACAGAACACAGAAAAACAUCUGUUAAGUCUAUCUUUUUAAAUAAGGCAACAGCAACCAUAUUAACCAAAAUCCAGUAUCUUUUAUUGUGGUCUCUUGAGAUUGGCUUAGGAAACUAUCGGAGGAAGAAUUAGAAAAUAGUUCCUUAGGCUACAUUCAAACAGUUUAAACACCUGAUGGUGCUUUUUGCUUUCUUCUCUAAAAAAGAGCUAGGGUACGUCUGAAUUUUUAGACUUGACUGCUUUUCUGAAUGGCAUUUGUAAACUUCAUUUACAUUUCAAAAAUCUUUUUGUGCUUUUUAAAUUAGAGUUUUUAAAAAAUAUUUUUCUAUGUGAUAUUCUGUUAUUCCAAAAACAAACACAUUAAAAACUAUUAUUUUGGGAGCCUGAAAAUAAAUCUUUCUUAAUUGAUCCUAAAUAGGAAUAAAGAUUAAUUGAAAAUAGUUUUUUUUUUCUUCUUUUCGAGUGUGGUAUCCCCAUCGCAAUUAAUGAUGUAAGUUUUUCAGAACAGAGUCAUGGACUAAUUUAUUCCCACAAUGUGACAAUGUGGACAGGGUAAUUAUAGGUUGGGCUCAGUUUUCUUGCCAGAGUUCUAAUGCUGUUUGUGUAACUCACUUCUGAAUGGAAUAAUUUUGGCAGCUAUAAAACAUAAAGUAAGGGCUUAAUAAUUACAAUGAUGGCUAAUAUGUAUUGAACAUUUACUAUAUGAUAGGAACUUGGCAAAGUUUAAUUGUGGAGCCUGCAUCAUUAAUUGCUAUACAGUAUCAUAAUCAUUACCACAACUACCAUCCCUACUGUCUCUCAGAUAGAUUUUUAGGAUAUUAGUUAGAUGAAACAGAGUACAUGUAAAAUAUAGCCAAAGCUCUCUUCUCUAAUAUCGGCUCUCACAGCCAAUGACUGUAACACAUCCAGACCAAGCCUAAAACCAGUAUGUGAGGUUGAUUUGUACCCUAGGUAAUCUUUGGCUUCCUCAGAAUUCUUCACCACUUAGAAUCCUUUCAUAUGCCACCUUUGGCAAACAUGCCAUACCUGCAGUAGACCAAAAGAAGCUCUCCCAACCUCUAAAUUGAUUAAUAUAUAAGUUCCUAGAAGAAAGACAUAUAUGUUUAUCUUUUUGUUACAGAAGAAACUUGGCAUAGCAGUUAUAAAUCUGGCAGGAUGGACCACCUAACUUGACUAUUACUGUGUCUGUUUUGAAGGGAUAAAAUGGAAUUAUUUUUAAAGUUUUCAUUUGUAUUAUAUUUAGAGAGAGCCAUUUUUAAAAUUUCCCAUUGAUUUGUAACAUUCUAGAAGACAGAUUGUCUUCUUUCUGUUCCUCCUUUCUGUAUACUGUGUGCAGUAGAUAUCAACAGAAAUGUGAAAAAGUGGUUUCUCAUAGGGCUACUUAUAUACCUUUAUAUUUUGGUUAAUGAUAACACUUGUUGAAAGGCCCUUGGAUUAACUUUUUCUCAUAAACCCUCUUAUUUUUUGUAUUUAAUAAAUUAAAGAGCCAUA
Messenger RNA from Callithrix jacchus (white-tufted-ear marmoset), 4162 nucleotides. It is a transcript of the gene PMS1, whose product is annotated as PMS1 homolog 1, mismatch repair system component. Gene Ontology annotation, cellular component: MutLalpha complex. NCBI's taxonomy places the organism in Eukaryota, Metazoa, Chordata, Mammalia, Primates, Cebidae. Gene Ontology annotation, molecular function: ATP binding; ATP hydrolysis activity; mismatched DNA binding. Gene Ontology annotation, biological process: mismatch repair. The record is from RefSeq and is a predicted model, not a curated record.